GGUAAGUAGUUAUUUUAUAAGUUUGCCAAUGGUUUCCAGCAGUUUCCAGGUGGUGUAGUAUUGACGUUGGUGGUGGUCGGUGGAUCCUAUAAAACGUAAUUUAAAGUUCAGGAAAUUGUUAUAUCGUUUCAUUUGCAAAAAUGGGAGAAGGACGGUUAGCAAAACCUCAACUCCGUAACCUUCACCUUACACGUAUUAAGAAAAGUUUGGGAAUAAUGGUAGGAAUUGUUACUGCUGUAGGGCUUGGUUAUAAAAUGUUUGUUAAUGAUGUAUACGAGAGGAAAAUGGAAGAGUUUUAUAAGCAUUAUGAUGCAGAGAAAUCAUUAAAAAGAAUGGAUGAGGCUGGACUUAUGCAGUCUACCAGUGGUUAAAUAUUAUACACAUAAAAGAAUUAGUGGUAUUAAGUCAUUUCAUUCACAACAUUAUGUACAUACGUAUUUAAUUAAUAAAUGGUAUAAAAAAUA
Osmia lignaria (orchard mason bee) is the source of this 464-nucleotide messenger RNA. It is a transcript of the gene cype, whose product is annotated as cytochrome c oxidase subunit cyclope. The record is from RefSeq and is a predicted model, not a curated record. Lineage: Eukaryota; Metazoa; Arthropoda; Insecta; Hymenoptera; Megachilidae.